Loa loa (African eye worm) is the source of this 150-nucleotide messenger RNA. RefSeq lists its product as hypothetical. NCBI's taxonomy places the organism in Eukaryota, Metazoa, Nematoda, Chromadorea, Rhabditida, Onchocercidae. The transcript has 2 exons. The record is from RefSeq and is a predicted model, not a curated record. Bases 1 to 150 code for a protein of 49 amino acids.
AUGAUUCAUAAACAACCUAAUGCGAAUGAUAACAAUGAAGCAUUAAAACAAUUCAAGAUAAUCAACGUCAAAUAUGAAUGUAAAGUACAUUCUAUGGACAAGAUAAGUGUUAUACAUUAUUUACCAUAUAAUGACGGUACUAAUUCCUAG